Triticum urartu is the source of this 2071-nucleotide messenger RNA. Its product is annotated as sugar transporter ERD6-like 4. The record is from RefSeq and is a predicted model, not a curated record. Lineage: Eukaryota; Viridiplantae; Streptophyta; Magnoliopsida; Poales; Poaceae. Gene Ontology annotation, molecular function: sugar transmembrane transporter activity. Gene Ontology annotation, cellular component: membrane. Gene Ontology annotation, biological process: transmembrane transport; carbohydrate transport.
CUUCCGUCAGAUCUCACGCUCGCACACAGCAAAAACGGAGGAGAAAACACAGCGACACUGUCCAUCCUCCGUCCACAAAGCUCGCUCCUUUGUCCUCCUCCUCCCCCCAAUCACGCCCGCGAAUCGUGCCACGCACGGAAGCGAGCGAGCCAAUCCGAUCCGGGCGGCGGCGGCGGCGCGAUGAGCUUCCGGGACGAGAGCGGCGGGGAGGACGGCAGCGGGGGCCGGUCGUCCUCGGCGUCCGACCUGCGCAAGCCGUUCCUGCACACGGGCAGCUGGUACAGGAUGUCCGCCGCCGGCGGCGGCGCCAUGGACCGCCUCGGCUCCUCCGCCUACGGCCUCCGCGACAGCUCCAUCUCCGCCCUGCUCUGCACCCUCAUCGUCGCGCUCGGCCCCAUCCAGUUCGGCUUCACCUGCGGCUACUCCUCGCCCACCCAGGAUGCCAUCAUGGCCGACCUCGGCCUCACCCUCUCCGAGUUCUCUUUAUUCGGAUCCCUGUCCAACGUCGGGGCCAUGGUGGGCGCCAUUGCCAGUGGCCAGAUCGCCGAGUACAUCGGCCGUAAAGGGUCUCUGAUGAUCGCCGCUAUCCCGAACAUCAUUGGGUGGCUUGCAAUAUCGUUUGCAAAUGACUCCUCAUUCUUGUUCAUGGGCCGUUUGCUGGAAGGAUUUGGGGUCGGUGUGAUAUCCUACACGGUGCCAGUUUAUAUAGCAGAAAUUGCUCCACAAAACAUGAGAGGAGCUCUUGGUUCGGUCAAUCAGCUCUCUGUUACAAUCGGUAUACUGCUUGCCUACACAUUAGGCAUGUUUGUUCCCUGGAGAAUUCUUUCUGUUCUUGGCAUUUUACCUUGCUCAAUCCUGAUACCUGGACUGUUCUUCAUUCCUGAAUCACCAAGGUGGCUGGCAAAAAUGGGAAAGAUGGAAGAUUUUGAAUCUUCACUGCAGGUCCUGCGCGGAUUUGAAACUGAUAUCUCAGCAGAAGUAAAUGAAAUAAAGAGAUCAGUUGCCUCAUCUAGGAGGAGGACAACCAUACGAUUUGCAGAGAUCAAACACAAGAGAUAUAGUGUUCCUCUUAUGAUAGGAAUUGGCCUCCUUAUACUUCAGCAACUAAGUGGUGUCAACGGCAUUUUCUUCUAUGCUGCAAGUAUCUUCAAAGCUGCUGGUCUUAAAAACAGUAAUCUCGCAACAUGUGGUUUGGGGGCUGUUCAGGUGGUUGCUACUGGAAUCACAACCUGGUUGACUGACAAAGCUGGUCGACGGCUACUUCUCAUUAUCUCUGCUACAGGGAUGACAAUCAGUCUUCUCGUUGUUUCUGUGUCAUUUUUUGUGAAGGACAACAUAGACGAAGCUUCUCAUUUACACUUUGUGAUGAGUAUGCUUUCACUGGCUGGACUUGUGGCAUUUGUGCUUGCAUUUUCUCUGGGCAUGGGAGCCAUCCCAUGGAUUAUAAUGUCUGAGAUUCUUCCUGUUAACAUCAAGAGUCUUGCCGGAAGCACCGCCACCCUUGCAAACUGGAUGACGUCGUGGCUCAUCACGAUGACCGCGAGCUUGAUGCUAAACUGGAGCAACGGAGGAACCUUUGCUAUAUACGCGGCAGUGUCCAUGGGCACCCUCCUCUUCGUGUGCCUGUGCGUGCCGGAGACCAAGGGGAGAACGCUCGAGGAGAUUGCGUUCUCGUUCCGCUGAAGCCCGGAACCACGGCGCGUAGGGUAGACAGGCAGGCGGGCGUGCGUCGUGCUACUUGAUGGCUGUUUCGGGUCAGGCCUCGGGCCUGGACCAGGUAGUCGCGCAGCCGUGUUUUUUGCAGGAGGGAUAUUUGUAUCAUGUGUUUGUGUAAUAGUGUACUAUCAGUGUACCAUUUGUGUAUGUGCAAUAGAAUGGGGAGGGGUGGAAUGGGCACCCAACCCCCCCUUGCAGUCAGUCAGUCAGUCGGUCAGGGGAGUGUGCAGUAAGUAGAAGAGCAAUUUGGUGGUCAGUACAUUGGGUUUCAUAUAUACAGCAGCAGCUGUGGCCAAAGGAAUAAUUCAGAUGUAAUGUCCAAGAAUAAAUUUUGAGCUACUUUCAGUGUGCUGCA